GAGAGCUGGAGCUCACUGGACAGCGGCCGGCUGUGUGAGGAGUGCGUGUCUCGUGUGGAGGUGCUGAUGGAGGAGGCGCAGAGGCUCCUCACCACCGGACACUUCAAUAGCAGCGACCCCAAACUCUCCCUGCUCCUGUAUGAGAGUGUGCAGGGUCCUGCCUGGAGCGGUCUUGGGGGCCGCUGUGACGUCUGCUCCGCUCACCUGAGCCAGCUGAAGCGGGAGGCUGUCCGCACGCUUCUAAGUCAAGACAGGACCAUCUGGCCCACCGCUUUCCCUGCCAGCGUCUCACCCGGCCGCUCUGCCUCAGGCGCUCACACUCUGCCCAGAGCCUGCAGCUCACAUUCUCCCACCCCCAGCCCCCGCCACAGACCCCGCAACCCGCGCACGGACGACUGGAUCAGGGAACAGUCGACCCUGUGGCCUCUGUCAUCUACAAACGAUGGGCUCUCUUCUUUUCCUGAAAUGAUGUCUCAGGAUGCUUUAAAGAAUAACAAGGAAGAUGAAAAGGCUGCAUCGUCUGGGACGGUUCUCUGCCACUUUGGCAGUCCACUGCCAUUUAGUGCUUCCAGAGUCUCCACAAUGCUGCCUGCUGGAACCUCUGCUGCUAUAUCUUUCAUUGUCAGGGCUGUCCAGAAGUUGAACUUGACCUCAAGAAGGAGAAAGCAGAACAAUUACUGUUCCCGCUAUCCAACCAACUUCAGCGGCCUCCUGCAGAGAGCUCCUCCUCCUGCACCAUCAAACCUACUACAGACUGCCUGCAAGGGGAGAGAGAUGACAGAGAUGGGGAAGGUCAAAGUGAUAUUGAGAGUCAGCCCACUCCUGACGGCAGGAACAUCUCAGUUGCACGCCCUCAAACUGGACCUCCGCAAGAAACAGGUCACAGUUCUGGAGUCUGCCACUCAGAGACUGGCUGCGGGUGCAAACUCCACCCCGAAGACGUUCACCUUUGAUGCUGCCUUUGGGCCCGAGUCAUCCCAGGCCGAGGUAUGCGAGAAGAGUUUGUUCGAGGUCCUCCAGUCUGUGCUUGCCGGAGCUGAUGGCUGUGUCCUAAGCUUUGGACAGAGAAAAGUGGGAACAUCUUACACAAUGAUUGGGCGUGAUGAUUGCUCACCGAGUCUUGGAAUCAUCCCUUGCGCCAUCUCUUGGCUUUUCAAGCUCAUCAACAAAAAGAAGGACAGGACGUGGGCAAAUAUCUCCGUUUCUGUGACAGCUGUGGAGGUGUGCGGGGAGACUGAGGUCAUCAGGGACUUACUGUCUGAUGUUGAGUCAGGUGGCUGCAAGGACACCCAUAAGCCAAAUGUUUACCUCCUGGACGACCGUGUCUAUGGAACACAGCUCUGCAACAACAGUGUGCUAAGUGCUCCUACAGCUGAGAGAGCAGCUUUUCUACUGGAUGCAGCCCUGGCCUCUCGGAGCUCAGGCGUGACCGGGUGCAGAGAAACAUUCCAGCAUCACUGCCACAUGUUCUACACCCUUCACAUCUGCCAGCAAUACAUAGAGAGCAGCAGCAAGUCUGGAAUGAAUGUGGACCAAAGCAAGCUGAGCCUUAUUGACUUAGGUGGCUGUACAAGAGAGAGGAAUAAGAACAAUACAGCAGUCUGUCUUGUUGACCUCGGAAAUGUCAUUAUGGCCACGUUGAAUAGGCAUAAACAUGUUCCCAACAAGAGAAGCAAACUGGCCAUGCUCAUGCAAGAGUCUCUGAGCAACGUCAACUGCCGCACAACAAUCGUAGCCCAUGUUUCCACUUUACUUGAAGACAUCUCAGAGACUCUCUGCACCAUCCAGAUCGUCUCUCAGAUUCGAAGAUUACAAAAGAAGACAAGGAAAUCUUCCUCAAGCUCACCUGGAGGGAGAAGCUCAGGAAAAGAAAAGAAAGUGAACAACUCUACCAGGCUAAGAGCAUUUCACUCUGCAAGUACAUUAGACCACGAUCUCUCUUCACUCAACCUUUUUGAUGAUCUAGAGGACCACUCUAGGAGUGACAAGUCAAGUGACACUGUCAUUUGUGUGGAUCCAAAUGGCUGUGUCCUUGUUGAUGAAGACAUCAAGGGGAGUCAAGAGUUUGUGCCAAUAAUUCACUCUUUACAAAGGAAGAGGACUGACUUAAAAGGGUCUUCCAUUUUAAAGCGCUGUGAACUGUUAAAGCCCAUUUCUACCUGUACACUGAAAAAGGAGACAAAAAAGCAGACCAGUCAACAAAAAACAUCAGAAUCCAAUAUGCCUGAUUUAGAGUGUCUCAAAUGCAACACCUUUGCUGAACUGCAGGAUCGACUGGGAUGUAUAGAUGGAAGUGAUACAGUUGGCAUGUAUUCUUGCAAGGAACAGACUACAAAUACAAAUACUGUGACCAAAUCCGAACAUCUCUCAAGUAAAGCUACCAAGAUCUCUGCUGGACAACCAGAGAUUCCAGGAUCUUCAAUUAAAAACGAGAAUAACGAGAAGGGAAUACGAUAUCCUCCGCAGAGAGAGACACCUGUGAAGAAAAUUGAGGAAAUACCUUGUAGGCGUACUGGUCAAGCCAAAAUUGCUAAAAAAAUUCUCCUUUCUUCACCAAGACUUGACAUUGUUAGUAGCUCUGUGCAAGAAGAACAAGCAACUGGAUCCCAAAGCCUUGCUGAAACAAUGGACGUGACCCGUUCCUUACCCCAGCUAGUGGAAGGAAGGCCAUCAGACAACUUCACCCUGCCCCCUGAGGUUCGGAUCUCACCUGUGGGUAAAAGUUCGUCCUCUUCCUUCUCUGUUGGCCUGGGAUCCCCAGUACCGCUUCCUAUUACCUUAGGUGAAGGUAUUCCGCAGUUUGCCAUGGAGAACCAAAGGCAAAUGAAGGCCACUAUCACUGUGACAGUUCAGCAGCCGCUGGACCUGAAUGGACAUGAUGAGCUUAUAUAUUCUGUGGUUGAAGAAGUGACAAUCAAUAGGGCAGUUAAUAAAGACAAGGCUGCACAAAUAGCUGGUAUAACUGACUCUCAUUCUCUUGAGAGUUUGCCAUCAGGUUCUCAACCUGUGAGGAUCAUAAGCAGUGUAGGAGAGGAGAAAACUGCAGUUAACCCUGCAUCUCAAGUUCAAGCUUUAGGUCAAACCUGUGAGGCCUCCUCGGUAUUACCUGCGGAUCAAAACUGUGUGGUCAGCUCACAGGUUGAUGACUCGUCCUCUCCUGUUGCUAUGUCAGAAAAGUCCCAAAAUGUUGAAAAGGAUGUCUCUGAAGCUACGUUUGGCUCCGCCUCUGAACACGAGGUCUUGAGGUUCAAGGAGUACUCAUGUGACAAUGGACCAGAGCAGAAAGCUACUAAGAGAAAGUGCAAUCAAGGUAUCGGGCAGCUGUCUAGAGAGAAAAGUGGUGAUUUUUGUCCAGUGCAUCAAAGGAUAUUAGCUGAUUUUAGUAUGGAGAUACCAGAAAAUCCAGCCAGUAGUUACUCACCCCUUGGAAAGAGCAAGUGUACAAGAAAUCUGCACAGUCUAGACAGGCAGUAUGAUUCCCAGGACUCUCUUUAUCACUGUAUGAAUCCCUUUAGCCCAAGAUCAACACUAGAAAGGAAACAACGCCAUGUCCAGCUAGGUCACAUGGAAUGGGCAGAAGAUAGUGAAUCAAUGUCUUCAGGGCAGGAAUCAGAUAAGAGUAGACCCACUAAGAGAAAGCAGAGACAUCCACAACCUACAGCAACCCACUGUGAAGAGGGUGACCGACCAAAUUCAGACGAUAUACUCAACAAGACCAACCCCAAAUCCCCUGUUGAAGAAAGCAGUAAGCUUUUUAGUGCAAAGUUGGAGCAGUUAGCAAAUAGACACCGAUCCCUAGGGAGAUCACGUUUAGAGAGCUCCGAUUUACGAUUCUUUGAGGAAAGCAAUACUGUGUUCACUCAGGGAUCUUCAGCAAGAUUGGGAAGUUGUUGUACCUCACCAAGAGUCAGUAGAAGAAAUCUCGGGCAAGGGCAUUGCAUGACUUUGGACUCUAAAGCAAGUUUGGAUGGAGAUUAUGCACUGGCUCCGGCCAAAAGCAUGACCUCAGCUGGUUUGAGGGACGUUUUUGAUGAUGACCUCACUGUGUCCCGGACUGGUCGCAGCUUCAGGAGAGUUCCAAGGUUUUUCCCCAUGUAUGAUGCUACUGGAAGUGACACAAGCCAUCUGUCCAAACCAAUUCAAUCAAAAAUAUCAACUGAAAGCAAACUGUCCAGUCCAAAAGUCUGCAAGAUGUCAGGAACUAGCCCCAAGAAUUCAUGUUCAUCCCCCAAAUCUGGCAGACACUCAAUCAAUAGAAGUUCAAGCCUCUCUCCUGAUGGGCUCUCUGUAAAACAGAUUUCAUGGUCCACUCAGUCUUUAUCUCGAAAGCAGGGGAAAGCUUCUGUCUCAUUUAAAUCUCCCAGCAGAGUGCUGAAUGGACGGAUUGAGUUUCUUAGAGCAAGUGGAGACUCUCUCUCAAGCUCUAGCCAAGGUAGUCUGGAUAUCGAUGAACUUGAAGUGUCAAAAACAAAAAUGAAAGGACUGACUCACACUUUACCUUCACCGUACAGUAGGAUCACAGCCCCACGUAAACCCAACCACUGCAGUGGGCAUGCCAGUGAUAACACCAGUGUCCUAAGUGGGGAACUGCCCCCUGCCAUGUGUAAGACUGCCUUGCUAUACAACCGCAAUAGUGUGCUCAGUAGUGGCUACGAGAGCAUGAUGAGGGACAGUGAAGCCACAUGCAGUAGCACUUCAAUACAUGACUCCAUUAGUGAUCAGAGCUGCUUCUUCAAUACUGCAAAGGGUGCCAGAAGCUCUAAGAAAAGGAAUUAUAUAGGAUCCUAUCAGAGGCGUCCAUCGCAGGACACCCUCUUGUCUUUAAGGAGGUCUGCAAGUGGUUCCAAAAUACGCUGGGUAGAUCGGAGUAACUCAGAUUCAUAUGAAAUUAAGGUCUAUGAGAUUGACAAUGUGGAUGGCUUGCAGAAGAGAGGAAAGGCAGGAAACAAGAGUGUGGUCUGCUUCAGUGCCAAGCUGAAAUUCCUGGAGCAUCGACAACAGAGGAUUGCAGAGGUGAGGGCCAAGUACAAUGCCCUAAAGAGAGAGCUGGAACUAGCCAAACAGCAUCUCAUGGUGGACCCAGGAAAAUGGACUCGUGAGUUUGAUCUCUGGCAAACCUUUGAAGUGGACUCCUUGGAACACUUAGAGGCACUAGAGUUGGUCACAGAGCGGCUCGAGAGCCAAGUGAGCCGCUGCAAGGCACUUGUCAUGAUGGUUACCUCUUUCGAUGCCACACCAAGGCGCAGGCAAAAGAAGCGCUGCCGGCCAGCUGUGGAAUAUAAAGGGUUCAUAGGAAUAUAGCACUGAAUACAGUGCAACAUGACAU
Messenger RNA from Colossoma macropomum (tambaqui), 5326 nucleotides. RefSeq names its product kinesin family member 26Bb (gene kif26bb). Bases 67 to 5301 code for a protein of 1744 amino acids. Lineage: Eukaryota; Metazoa; Chordata; Actinopteri; Characiformes; Serrasalmidae. Gene Ontology annotation, biological process: microtubule-based movement. The record is from RefSeq and is a predicted model, not a curated record. Gene Ontology annotation, molecular function: ATP binding; microtubule binding; microtubule motor activity. The transcript has 14 exons.